Molecule: messenger RNA, 721 nt
Organism: Drosophila nasuta
Lineage: Eukaryota; Metazoa; Arthropoda; Insecta; Diptera; Drosophilidae
Product: DET1- and DDB1-associated protein 1
Exons: 1
Coding region: 260-592 (110 amino acids)
Biological process (GO): positive regulation of proteasomal ubiquitin-dependent protein catabolic process
Cellular component (GO): Cul4-RING E3 ubiquitin ligase complex
Source: RefSeq, a predicted model, not a curated record
GAAUGUCGACACUAGACGUCGACAACAACCACAACAACCAUCGACAACAACAUAAAGGAAGAAGAGCCACUUACAAAUUUACACUUUUAUAAAGCACAUUAUCACUCAGUCCUAUACAUACAUAUAGUGUUGCCAACCCCAACGCACAAAGUAGGCAACGAGUGUUAAAACAUUUACAAAUUCUUUGCAUUGUGAUAGAACACGCUAAAAAUAUUCAAGCAUUGCAAUCAACCCCCUCCAAAACAAAAAGAGCAAAACAAUGUCCGUCAGUGACUUUAUUAAAGGUCUUCCCAUACACGAUUCGAAAAACUUUGCGCAUCUCAGCAGCGAUCAUGGGAUUCGAACGUCGCAGAAGCGAGCUUCGAUCUACUUGCCCACAGAGGAUGUGGCCGAGCAGGCACAGCUUAUUGUGAUGGACAAGCGGUGUGUUUUAUUGCGAUAUCUCACCCAACAGUGGGACAAGAAGACGCUGCAAAGAAAACGGGAACAUGGGAACGAUGGCAAUGGGAAUGGAAGCAAUGCCAACAAUAGCACUUCGAAUGGCAGCAGUAGCAAAAAGCGCCCACGUUUGGACAACAAUGAGCUCAACUGAGGCAAAUGAAACAGCUGCAGCUGGAUGCAUUGCAUACGCAUAUAACACCCAUUUAACAAUUGUCUCCACUUGGAGCAAUACCAUUAAUUUAAGAAUUUUCUUUAUGUUAAAAAUAAACAAACUAGACAC